Messenger RNA from Oreochromis niloticus (Nile tilapia), 2333 nucleotides. It is a transcript of the gene utp4, whose product is annotated as UTP4 small subunit processome component. Gene Ontology annotation, molecular function: protein binding; RNA binding. Gene Ontology annotation, cellular component: t-UTP complex; 90S preribosome; small-subunit processome. The record is from RefSeq and is a predicted model, not a curated record. Lineage: Eukaryota; Metazoa; Chordata; Actinopteri; Cichliformes; Cichlidae. Gene Ontology annotation, biological process: maturation of SSU-rRNA from tricistronic rRNA transcript (SSU-rRNA, 5.8S rRNA, LSU-rRNA). The transcript has 17 exons. The coding region runs from base 158 to 2212 and encodes 684 amino acids.
CCACUACAUUUUAUCCAAGACGUUGUCCGUACUAUCGACGUGAUGACGUAUGUCCAUGAAUCCACUACCGGUUCAAAGGGUAACAACGUGGGUCCUGGCGUGUCUCGGUUGGUGUUCAAGAUAGUUUGGCGACAGCGAAGAGGCACAGUUGUCAAUAAUGGGCGAGUUUAAAGUACACCGAGUCCGCUUCUUCGACUACAUGCCAAGUGCUAUCCGGACCAUGGCAUUCAACAGUCAAACUGAGCGGCUGGCUGUGGCCCGGGCUGAUGGCGCAGUAGAAAUCUUCAACUUCAAUGACAAUUUCUUCCAAGAAAAGGUGAUCCCAGGACAGGAUGGCCGAGCUAUUGAGGCUCUGUGUUGGGUGGGCCAUCGACUGUUCAGUGCUGGUUUGAAUGGAGAGAUCACAGAGUAUGACCUGGAGAACCUGAGGCCCCAGUAUACUGUAGAUGCAUAUGGAGGACCAAUCUGGACCAUCAGCAGCAACAGCCAGGGAACACAGCUGGCAGUUGGUUGUGAGGACGGGACUGUAAAGAUAUUUGCAAUAUUGGAGGAGAGGAUUCAGUUUCAAAGAAACCUCAACAGACAUAAAGGACGCAUCAUAUCUUUGUGCUGGCAUCCAUCGAGUGCACAGAUUGCUGCUGGAAUGACUGACAUGAUCACAAUCUAUGAUGCAGAGACAGGGCAGGCUACACGCAGACUGCUGGUGGACAGGGCUAUGGGAGCAUCCAAGAAUAAAGAAGUGGUUGUUUGGAGCGUUGGUUAUCUGUCCGACCACACCAUCAUCAGUGGGGAUUCUGCAGGAAAGGUCCAGAUCUGGAACGGACUCACAGGAACUCUGGUUAGAACUUACCUGGUCACCAAGUGGGAUGUUCUGGUUCUGUCUGUUUCGAAGGAUGAGAGCAGUGUCAUAGCUGGAACAUCCGAGGGCACUGUCAUCCAGUUCCAGUUCAUCUCCUCAACUCUGGACCAGCAUGAUAAAGAGUGGGUCCGAACCAGGACCUUUCGAAACCACUCCCAUGAUGUCAGUGCACUUGCUCACACAGACACCGCAGUGGUUUCUGGAGGUAUGGACACCCAGUUGGUGGUGCGCCCAUUGCUGGAUAAGGUGGAGAAGAACACUCAAGAGUCAGCACUGCGCAAAAUAGCGUUCCCACAUAGGAGCCUGGUUGGCUGUGCAAAGAAAGCUGGACUCCUUCUCUUCCAGUUCCCUGAUCGCUUAGAGCUGUGGAAACUUGGAGAAAGUGAAGGACAUGGAAAACCUGGUGACCGUCUACCUGUGAAGAGGAAACCAGAGAAGCUGAUCGAGCUGAAGAGGAAGGGAGAGGAUCACAUCUGCUGUAGUGCUUUGUCUGCAUGUGGAGGCUGGUUGGCAUAUUCCACUGUUUCCAGUGUUCGUCUCUACAGAAUACAGUAUAACAAGACCAUCAGCAUUAACAAGGUGCCCAAACUGCCUAAAGAGCUUCGCUCGGUCCACCAGCUCUGCUUCUCCUCUGACUCCUCCAAACUCUUUGCUUCCUCCUGCCAAUCUUCAGUUAUUGUUGUUGCUGUCAGUCAACAGGAGUGCAGAUAUCUUCAUACCCUUAAACAUAAGACAGGUUCCAGACAGCCAGUGCACCUCCUUUGUGCUAGUGAUGAUGGUAAAUGGCUUGCUACAGCAAACACUGACUGUGAGAUCCACAUCUACAACCUCCACAAGAUGAAGCUCCACUGUAUGGUUCCUGUGUACAACUCCUGUCCGACUACAAUCGCCAUCCACCCAGUGACCAACAAUCUCAUCUCUGUGCAUGCUGACCAGCAGAUCUUUGAAUUCUCCUUGGUGCAGAAGGAGUACACACAGUGGAGUCGAAGACUGCAGACACAAGGACUGCUUUCCCUGUGGCUGGAGCGGGACACACCCAUCACCCACAUUACCUUCAAUCCAAAAAACCCGGACCACAUCAUUCUGCACGACACAUACAUGUUCUGCAUCAUUGAUCAGAGUCUGCCCUUCCCAGAAUUGAAUGCAGUGCUCUGGAAUCAAAUGACAUUAAAGAACCUUCCUGUGUCACAGAGGAUUGGACAAAGCCAUGCCUUUAAGAUCUGUAAGAUUUUCCAGCACCUCAUGUGUGUCAGUCUAUUGGAGGAUCUCUCUCUGGUGGUAGUGGAGCGCCCCCUACUGGACAUCAUGUCUCAGCUGCCAGCACCUGUCCGCCAGAAGAAGUUUGCAACCUAAAAGUACAUGUGAUAGGAUGAGAUUGUUACCUCGUUGUAUUAAUAAGUAUCCAUUUUGUAAAAAAGGUUUUGAUAAUGUAAUUUGAAAAUAAAAUAAAAUAUUUACUGUUAUCUGUGUUGGA